Helianthus annuus (common sunflower) is the source of this 1480-nucleotide messenger RNA. RefSeq names its product peptide chain release factor 1. The coding region runs from base 111 to 1355 and encodes 414 amino acids. The transcript is spliced from 11 exons. Gene Ontology annotation, biological process: translational termination. The record is from RefSeq and is a predicted model, not a curated record. Lineage: Eukaryota; Viridiplantae; Streptophyta; Magnoliopsida; Asterales; Asteraceae. Gene Ontology annotation, molecular function: translation release factor activity, codon specific.
GGAUUUCGUUGAGAAAUGACGCUAGGAAACCAGAAUCCAUUAUUUGUUUCCUAUUCCCAAAUCAAAGUAACUGAAUUCCACUUCCUUAAACCCUAAUUUUUUACAAGAAUAUGAGAGUUGGUGGGUUUAGGGUUUUAUGCAAGAAUUUGGUUCGAACACUCUCAGCAAAUGGAAACCAUCAUCUUCGCACAAAGACCCAUCCUUUCUCUCUACCCUUUUACUCAACUGUUGCUGAGGUGCAGCCUCAAUCAUCAGCUGAACUGAUCAAGAUGAUGGAGCACAGACUGUCUGCUAUUGAGCACAGGAAUGCUUAUCUUCAAGGCAUUAUUAAUCAGCCAGAAACCUCACCAACUGAGUAUUCAAGAGCAAACAAGGAGCUUCAAAGUCUGAGUGAUAAAAUGGAUCUCAUAUGUAAGUUGAGGGCAAUAGAAAAGGAAAUUGAAAGUUUGAAAUCACUAAUGGGCGAUUGUGAAGAAGAUAAAGACAUGCAAGCCAUGGCAUACGAAGAACUGGAGCAAGCCCUAAAAGAAGAACAAAAAAUGCAUAAUCUGCUGCUUAAGUCUUUACUGCCUAAAGAUGAUGCAGAUGUAAGAGAUUGCAUUUUAGAAGUUCGAGCAGGGACUGGAGGCGAAGAGGCUUCACUGUUUGCAAUGGACAUCUUUAAAAUGUAUGAGAGAUACUCACAGAAAAAAGGUUGGAGAUUUGAGGUGGUGGAAGUCACAGAUUCAAAUAUGAAAGGAUUCAAGGAAGCGAGUGCUGCAAUAUCCGGGGCAGAUGUCUACGGAAAACUAAAAUUCGAGAGCGGAGUUCACAGAGUGCAGCGAGUUCCCAUCACGGAGAAAUCAGGACGUGUUCAUACAAGUGCUGUGUCUGUUGCUAUCCUUCCCCAAGCAGAUGAGGUAGAUGUUCAACUAAGAAAUGAGGACUUAAGAAUCGACACAUACAGGUCUGGAGGAUCUGGUGGUCAGCAUGCAAAUACUACUAAUAGUGCCGUUAGGAUUACACAUAUUCCAUCAGGCCUCACAGUUUCUAUACAAGAUGAACGCUCACAACAUAUGAACAAAGCUAAAGCACUAAAAGUAUUGUGCGCGCGACUGUAUGAGAUGGAGAGAUGCAGAUUACAAAACAGCAGAUCAAAGCUAAGAUCAGACCAGAUCGGCAGCGGGGAUAGAUCUGAACGUAUACGCACCUACAACUUUCCACAAGGGCGCGUUACGGAUCACAGGAUAGGUUUCACUCAUCAUUCCAUCAGUGAUGUGAUGCAGGGAGAGAGUUUGGAUUACUUCAUUGAUGCCCUUCUUCUGCAGCAGGAAAUGGAUGCAAUUGCUGACUUCACUGCCACCUCAGCUCAUUGAAUAUGUUUUUUUUAUACCAACAAAAUGUUUUUUUUUUUCAGACAUGUAACUGAUAUUUGUGUUGAAUAUUAUCUAAGCUUUUGCAAACAUUUAAAAUAAAUUAAUAAUCAUAAAUUAGUGAAUGA